UCUUCUGAUAGCUUUAAAAGAAGCGUAGACUCAAAACCAGAUCCUGCAGAACGAAAUUCGUACUCUGAAGACGGCAAUUUCCCCCGUUGGCAGUGGUCCAACCUCCACCGCUUCGCAGUCCUCCCAAGGCACAACCAGUAACACAAAUUCUGUAUCAGACAAUGCCUUGGGCCAAGUGUCGAUCCUCGAGACGAAGGAAUCCAAGAACAAACUUCAAGCGGCAGCAAGGAGAUUAGUCGUUUUUGGCCACACCUGGUGGGAUAAAAAGGAGAUAUUCGGCAUUGACCAAGUUCUAGCACGGCGAGAGCUAGAUGCUACUCUCGCGUUCCAUCCUGGCGGUCCGGCAAAUAUGGAGAAAAUUGUCAAGAUGAAGCUUGUUCUUGAACUCUACGCCUCUCUCCCAAGCCACUAUCAUGUCUUUGUCGGUGGAACUAUUCCGGGAUCUUAUUAUAAGAUCGAAAAAAUAAUGAAGCGCGCAGCAACAGACAUUCGUCCAAGUCUCAUCAACCGGAUUAAAGCGAACGCGGCGGAGAUCUGCGACGGCGUAGUUCCUCUUGACUGCUUUGGGGGAGACCUCGAUAGGCAUGCCGAUCCGUUAUGUCGGCAGCUCGUUGGCUACGAGCCUAGCAAAGAGAACAUGGCCCGCUUGUGUCCAUGCCUCUAUGAGCCUGGAAAGAAAGUCGGCGGGGAUAGUUUAUUCAGAAGUCCUGCGAUUUUGAAGAUCCUGGUCUGUAUUCUCUGGGGAGCAAGCGGCCUCAGAACAUCACAGUUUCAGACGAAGACAACUUAUGCUGGGCUAUGGUCGGUCACGGAGGUGACGCCGGCCGCCAUCGCAUUCGCAGCAAUCACGCUCCGCUUUCUGCUCUCCGGAGACCCCUCCUUUACCUCAGACAGAGGUGCGAAGUCCAAGAUCAACUACUUCUCCGACUACGAGUUUUACGUCAGCGUUAUCGAAAAGAAGCUUGCUGAAGGCUCUAAAUCCAUGUCGGCCACCGUUCAACUUUUUAACGAGCAAGUCUUCCCUACCUCUAGGCAUGUUGUAUCGGGAGUACCGACUGUAAAAGCCGGUUUAGAGGAGAACCCCGAAGAAGAGGCAAUUUUGAGAGGACUGGAUGAGGUUGAGGCGGAGAUCUACUCGGAUGAAUCCGAUUUUGAUAGCAAGGCGCCCAUUGUCACCGCUCAUUCUCUCAAUCUCCAGGCUGACUCUCGGGCUGUCCCCACCCUCAUAACCGAGAGCGUUGGUGCGACCGCAUCUGUCCCUUUGGCGCAGCCUGGCACCACCACCUCAAAUGUGACGGGAGGAAAGAAGAAAAUAGACCCGGAUCCAGGGGUGCCGGCAUGCUGCAAUGCUUGUGGCCGAGGUCUUGCGGCGUGAAGUGAUACGGAUGGCAGAGAAGCUGUGCAUCGCAUCCGAUAAUUCCUGAGGGUCUUCAAACCAAGGAACGGGUGCUCCAAGCUGAGGGCAGCGGGUUUCCCGUGAAUAUGUCUUGGUUCCAAGAUGCCCUUUUUCAUCGAAUUAUUUCGUCGAGUCUUCAUUUUUGUCUUGUUUCUUGGUUCCUGCGUUUUGGCGCGAGUUUC
Molecule: messenger RNA, 1578 nt
Organism: Desarmillaria tabescens
Lineage: Eukaryota; Fungi; Basidiomycota; Agaricomycetes; Agaricales; Physalacriaceae
Exons: 5
Coding region: 350-1375 (341 amino acids)
Source: RefSeq, a predicted model, not a curated record